AUGUAUGUAAACAUUGGAGCUGGCGCUAAGAAAGAGACGACGAUAUCAUGUUUUGAAAAGACCAGUUGUUUGCACUGGUUUGCUCACUUGCAGAAGAAGCCUUCCUGGGUUGGGGACAUUGCCUAUGCACUCUACUGCCUUCCGUUCCCUGUCGUGCUUAAGCCUGUGCACCUCACCGACCCCAAUCUAAUUCCAGAUCUUAUAGCUGAGGUCGAGGUGUUGUGCGCAUGUGCCCUCCAGAGGGACAUUGAUGAGUUGGAGAAAACAAUCCUGUUGAAGAAAGGCAUUGCUAAUCCUGCUGCUCUCAAACUGUCUGAUGUGCUGAAGUUUUGGCACUACCUGGAUGUUGUGGUUCCUGCACACUGCAAGGCGUUGAUGUAG
Molecule: messenger RNA, 381 nt
Organism: Laccaria bicolor S238N-H82
Lineage: Eukaryota; Fungi; Basidiomycota; Agaricomycetes; Agaricales; Hydnangiaceae
Exons: 2
Coding region: 1-381 (126 amino acids)
Source: RefSeq, a predicted model, not a curated record